This is a messenger RNA of Candoia aspera, 4045 nucleotides long. It is a transcript of the gene HPS6, whose product is annotated as HPS6 biogenesis of lysosomal organelles complex 2 subunit 3. The record is from RefSeq and is a predicted model, not a curated record. The transcript has a single exon. Bases 636 to 3080 code for a protein of 814 amino acids. Lineage: Eukaryota; Metazoa; Chordata; Lepidosauria; Squamata; Candoiidae. Gene Ontology annotation, cellular component: BLOC-2 complex; lysosomal membrane. Gene Ontology annotation, biological process: lysosome localization; protein localization to membrane; organelle organization.
UUGGAGGCAGUUUGGAUUUGGUGCCGAAGCACGGCAGGGGACUGCCUCAGUCCGGAAACGAAAGACCUCGUGAUUGCAAUAAGGAAUUCGGCGCUGUUACUCCCGGACUGCGAAGGGUCUGGCGGGUUACGUUGAGGGCGCCUCCAAUCUUUGCGGAAGAAAUGACUGGAAAGAGCCGUAGCCUGGCGCUUGGCCUGUUCCGGGGGGGCUGAGGCGCCCAAAAACAGCUACACCGCCUGAUCGCCAGCAGCUCGGGCGGAAGCUCGGGCCAGCGGGAGAGGGCAGCGCGGCGGAUACCUCUGGAGUAUGCGGUGCGGAGGGAGCUGGCGCACGACCCGUAAGCGGCAAUAGGAAUAGCGAGCGGGACGUGGAGAGAGCGGGUUUUGAAAGCUUCAGCGAAGCUUAAAGCUAAAGAUUAUUAGAGGCUGGAAGGAAGGGCGUAGUAAUAACGGAGAUCCAGGAGCGCUAGAAUCGGUGGGGAGAACUGCGAGGGCCAAGCUUAUCUCCCCGCUGCAAGAAGCAGGAAUUCAGUAACCCCGCAUUUGCCCAGGUGGGUCGGUGAAGUUUGGCCUGCUACCGCUCGUCGGUCUUUUCCCCGGCCCUAUGUGGUCGGUAGCCGCUCCGGACACCCCGAAAUGAAGGGAGCGGUGGAGCUCCGGCAGGUCUCGGACUGGAGCGACUUCGUUCGAGGCCGCUGCCUGCGGGAACUGCUGAAUCGGCGCCGUCCGGGUGAGCCUCCAAGCCGCAUUGUAACCAGCCCUGACAAGCAGCAUCUUCUUCUCCUGUGGAACCAGCCGGCCUCCCAGGCUCGUGUGGUGGCUUUCCAGCGCCUGGGGCUUGAUGGAGGGGACCUGGAGAGGACCUGGAAGCCCCCUCAGACCCCCGUGGUGGAACUGCUUUUCCUGGAAAGCCCUGCCACAAGUGUCUCCUGGGUGUUGGCAAUCAUUUGGGAGCAAGGCAAGACCGAAGUCUGGCGCUUUGUGCCCACGGCAGGAUGGCACCUGCUGCAGACCCUGGAACUGUGCCAUGGAGCCCGUGCUCGGAUUGUCUCUGUUUGCAGCUUGGGGGAGCAGCUUGUGUGGUGUGAAGAGAGGCCUCCUUUGGAUGCCCAGCCAACUCCUGAGAGAAGAGCCUUCCAAUACUGUAUUUGCAUUCGAGGCCUUCAGGUUGGAGAGCAGGGAGUCCAGCUGAGCCCUCUCCGGGUUGUCUUGCACAAUAGCCCUGUUUACCAAGUCUUGGCCAAACCCUCUGGGGUCUUCCUUGUGCCCACCCCAGCCACCUUCCCAGGAAUAGCCAAGUUUGUCCUCAUCUGGCGACCUGAAAUGUCUGAUAUCAUUAUUGCUGCACCGCAUGGCCCGUGUGUUUCCACAAAAGCCUCACAUGCAGGUGGCGAAGUGGACUUCAAAAAGCUAGUGCUGAGCUAUGUGGGACUCUUGGCAUCUAUGGAAGAUUUGGGUGUACAUAGCUGUGCCCUGUCCAGCUGUGGAGAGCUCCUCCUGUUUAUGCAAACGGGCACAGUAGAGGGAGUCCAACCUAACGGUGUGUGGCGACCUGUCUUUGACUUUGCAGGAAGCAUUUUGUCUUCAGGGGAACAGGUCCAGCUAAAGGUAUUUGGGGACAUCCUGGCUUGCUUGCUGAAGGAGACUCUUUAUCUUGUAGAUUUGAACAGUAGAGAGCUGAUAGAAAAAAAAGUCCUGAGCACUGAAGGAGUGCAUUUUUUGGACUCUCCUGCUAUAGAAGAAGAAAUCCAGCUCCUUGCUCAGAAUGGCAUUUACGCUCUUGACUUCUCAGACACUGUUCAAGGCUGCCAGCCUGAACCCAACCUGGUGCAGAUGGUGUUUGAAGAAGCCUGCAAAUACUAUCAAAGACGGAGUCUCAGUAGCUCCCAACUCACUGUGGAGAAACUGAAGAAGGGGGGCAUGUUUCAGGCUCCUGUUGCACUGUCUUCCAUCUUGUGCCAUAGUCUCAAUCCCAAAGGAAAAAAGCUCAGGGCCCUCCCAGAACCUUAUACCAAGCUACUGGGCACACUGCAGUUAGAACUGCAGAACUAUCAGAACCUGGAGUUCCUCAAGUCAUGUGUGGUUCAGGCCUCAGAAAGUGAGGUAGAGAGCUAUGGUGACGCACUGGUGGAGCAAGAACUUAGCCGCCUUCUACACUUGGACUUGAACAGAGAGAACUUGGCAUACCUGAAUGUCAUAUUUACUGCCUUCUCUGGGGCUUUCUGGAAAGCUAUCCAGAAUCAUCUCCAGCUACAAGAGAAUGGAGAUGGUGUUCUGGUAGCCAGAGCCACUCCAGAUAUAUGGAAAAAAAUUCUGGGGGGAGCUGCUCCUAGCCCAAGCAAGCAAGAAGAAGGCCCUCCAAAUGGAGUAUUCCCCUUCUUUGAACUUGUCUGUCUUUCUCUUCUCCAGUUCAAGCCUAAAUGGUUGCCUCACUUUGUGGAACUAUCCCAACAAUAUUUGGGUGUCUCAUGGACUUAUAAAAGCAAGGAGGGCCCUGAGGGUGGUGUGCCCCUCUACAAGAGAGCACUGGCUGUACUGCCAAGGUGUCCUAGAUGUCCAGAAGCAGAUGGAGAAAUGGAAAUUGAGCUCCUGCUCUGUAGCCAGCGGCCCAAAGCAAUCCUCCAGGCUAUAGAUCUCCUUAUCCAACAUGGAAGAUGGCAGCAUGUGAUGGAGACAGCAGAGAAAUUCUCCUUGCUGAGCCCUUUGCUGAACAAAGAGAUUUUUAUUAACCUCCUGGGGGAGUUUUCCCAGCACCGGGCACUGGACCCUUACUUGGAUAAAUUGUGGAAGCUCUGCCCUGCAGAUAUGAAUGCUUCUGAUGUCCUGAGCAUUAUUCAGCAAAACCUAGCAUCAGAACUCAACCCAUUUCCUUUUGCACAAGAUGGGUCAUCCAAGCUUACUAUUGCCCUGCUCAAACCACUGUUGUACAGACUGGCACAAAGUCAGACAUCCCAGAAUGAAAUUUUUGGACAUGUCUUACAGGGCCCAUCCUUUCCCCCACCAACACCACCCAGGCACCAGCAGUCUCUUCCAAAAGCAGAUUCCCAGGAAGAUCUAACCUUCUUUCAGAACCAAACAUAAUUUUCAUUGUAUGAGGUGAUGUGAAAAGGCAAAAUGGUAUUUUUAAAAUGGUUCUGGUAGAAUCAGGAGCUGUAGUCUUUAUAUUCCAAGCUCACCCAGCUAAAUUGGGAGGUUAAAUCACAGAAUCAUGUAUUGCCAAUGAGUUUAUUUGAAAGAGUGCAGAGCUUCUAGGAAGGAUUGAAAGCUUUUUGUAUCUUUAAACUGGGGUAAAUAAAGGCAUCUCUUCCCUAACCUUUCAGAUGUGUUGGGAUUAUAAUUCUCAAAAUAAGAAUUCUGGAUUAUAUUUCUAGUACAUCUGGAGAGCAUCAAACUGGGGACAGCUACAUAUAGGAAUGACACAAUUAUUUUUACUGGGACUGCUUGAAAUACUACUACUGAUGAACUGUCCUUUCAUGAAUAAUAAUAUGGGACCGGUUGACAGUUUGAUAUGCCAUUCUGCAUUCAUCAGCUGUAUUUGUAUAUGAGUUUUGCUGAGGAGUAGCAUUGUGGUGUGCUCAGAAUUAGUCUUCCUCCAAUGCACAUUGGAUUGGGGGCUGAUGAAUAUUGUAGUCUGAGGCAUCUGAAGAACAUUAGGUUGGAGAAGGCUUCUCUAGAUUUAUUUCUUAAGGGGGGGGAGAGGAGGUUCUUGAUAAUAUGGCUAACGAGUUUCAUUUACCAGCCUUACUUCCUCCUGAAACUAAUGCUUUUGAAACUCCCUCAAUACAAUCAUUAUCAGCUGCUGCUUCUCUGAAAAAUCAGUCUCCAGAUGUAUCACAGAUUUAAGCAAGCAAUAUUUAUCUACAGCAGGGGAAGCCCCAGCUGUUUCUACUACAUUUAUCUAUACAUAUCUUUGUACCCUAUAGUGGCCUUUAUCUUUUGCUUUUUAGAAAAGUGGAGGAGAUUCACUACAAUAGUUUAUACCCUACUUCUUUGUAAGAAAGUAUAAUUCUCCCUAAUGCUACAUCUCUUAAAUCUAAGCAAAUGUU